This is a messenger RNA of Aquila chrysaetos chrysaetos, 2778 nucleotides long. It is a transcript of the gene SOX11, whose product is annotated as SRY-box transcription factor 11. The record is from RefSeq and is a predicted model, not a curated record. The transcript has a single exon. Bases 101 to 1315 code for a protein of 404 amino acids. Gene Ontology annotation, biological process: negative regulation of transcription by RNA polymerase II; neuron differentiation; positive regulation of transcription by RNA polymerase II. Lineage: Eukaryota; Metazoa; Chordata; Aves; Accipitriformes; Accipitridae. Gene Ontology annotation, molecular function: DNA-binding transcription activator activity, RNA polymerase II-specific; RNA polymerase II cis-regulatory region sequence-specific DNA binding.
CGGCGGCGGCGGCGGGAGGGGGCGGCGGCGGCGGAGCGGCUUUGUUGGCUCGGAGGGGAGCGGCGCGGCGGGAAGAGCGGCGCUUCGGCGAGAGCCCACCAUGGUGCAGCAAGCGGAAAGUACGGAGGCGGAGAGCAACCUGCCCCGGGAGGCGAUGGACACCGAAGAGGGCGAGUUCAUGGCUUGCAGCCCGGUCGCGUUGGACGAGAGCGAUCCGGACUGGUGCAAAACGGCGUCGGGGCACAUAAAGAGACCGAUGAACGCGUUCAUGGUGUGGUCUAAGAUCGAGAGGAGAAAAAUCAUGGAGCAGUCGCCGGACAUGCACAACGCGGAGAUCUCCAAGCGCCUGGGCAAGCGGUGGAAAAUGCUGAAGGACAGCGAGAAGAUCCCUUUCAUCCGGGAGGCGGAGAGGCUGCGGCUCAAGCACAUGGCCGACUACCCCGACUACAAAUACCGGCCCAGGAAAAAGCCCAAAAUGGACCCGUCGGCCAAGCCCAACGCCAGCCAAAGUCCCGAGAAAAACGCGCCCGCCGGCAGCGGCGGCAGCAAGAGCGCCAAGAGCUCCAGCAAGAAGUGCAGCAAGCUGAAAGCCUCCUCCGCCUCCUCGCCCCCCAAGCCGGGAGCCAAAGCCGCCCACCACGGGGACUACGCGGGGGACGAGUACGUCUUCGGCACCCUGAAAGUGAGCAGCAAGACGGUCAAGUGCGUCUUCAUGGACGAGGAGGAGGAGGACGACGACGACGAGGACGAGCUGCAGCUGCGGAUCAAGCAGGAGGCGGAGGAGGAGGAGGAGGACGAGGAGCCGGGGCCGCAGCAGCUGCGGCGGUACAACGUGGCCAAAGUGCCGGCCAGCCCCACCUUGAGCUCCUCGGCGGAGUCCACCGAGGGGGCGAGCCUCUACGAGGAGGUGCGGGGCGGCUCCGCGGCGGCGGGCGGCGGCAGCAGACUCUACUACAGCUUCAAGAACAUCACCAAGCAGGGCCCGCCGCCGCCGCAGCAGCAGCCGCCCGGCCUCUCGCCGGCCUCCUCCCGCUCCAUCUCCACCUCGUCGGCCGGCAGCGAGGAGGCGGACGACCUGCUCUUCGACCUCAGCCUCAACUUCUCCCAGAACGGCCACGCCGCCGCCGAGCUGGGGGCGGGCGCCGCCGCCGGCAACCUCUCCCUCUCGCUGGUGGACAAGGACCUGGACUCCUUCAGCGAGGGCAGCCUCGGCUCCCACUUCGAGUUCCCCGACUACUGCACCCCGGAGCUGAGCGAGAUGAUCGCGGGCGACUGGCUGGAGGCGAACUUCUCCGACCUGGUCUUCACGUACUGAGCGGGGGCGGCGGCGGCGGCCAGGGCGGGCGGCGAGGCGGCGGCGGAGCUGGAGCUGGAGCGGCGCGACGCCGGUGAUGCUGAUGAUGAUGAUGAUGCUGAUGAUGAUGCUGAUGAUGAUUAAAAAAAAAGUCUUGUUUUCUUUUUAAAAAAAAAAAAAUCUCGCAGUUAGUUCCGAGCCCGGGAGUUGUGAUUUUAUUUUAUUUUUUUUUAAAUUUUUGUGUUUUUUUAAUUUUUAUUGCAUUUGGUGAUCACAACAACAACAGCAAAGGCAAAUGGGACUGGGGGAAAAAAAAAUGAUACAGAAGGCGCUGUUUGAAGCUUGUCGGUCUCCGAUUGAAGUCUGGAAGAUGGUCUGCAAAGAAGUCUUUUGGCAGCACAACUGUUACUCAAGGGGGUUUGUGGAUUUUUUUUUCUUUUCCCGUGAGAGAUCUUAAAGAACUGUUCUGAUUAUUGUUAUUUUUUUUUUUUUUUUUUUCCGAAAGGGACCAUUGCAACUUUUUUUGGAGGGAGAAAACUGAUGUCUUCUAUGCAUCCGAUUCUUAACAAAGCUGCAGGGAGCUUGAAAAAAUGCAGACUGUACAAACGCUUACAAAUAACUGAACUGACUUAAGAUCAGAGUUUACUUUUCAGAUCAAAUUGUUUAUGGUUUUACAAAUGUGAUUUCUACUUGCCAACUUUUUUUUUUGUAACUUGUUCCCUUAUACCUCCUUGAUUGAAUACCAGACAGCCUAGACCUCAGUACAAAAAGGUAUUGAAACAUUUUUGAUACAUAACAGACCUCAGUCUUUUUUAAAAAUUAAUAUAUUUUCAGGCGUAUUUUUGUACAGUGAAAAGGGAACAUUCUUGCUGUGUUUUUUCAGUAAGACUUUUCAGGCACUUCUUCCCUUUUAUUUUCUUUUUUUUUCUCUGUUUUUAGCAUGCAAGUUUGUUGGUACGUUACGUCCUGGUUUUAAAAGGAUUAAAAUUUUAAAAAAAUAAUCCUUGCAUCUAAAGGCCUUGUGGUUUUAAAAAAAAAAAAAAGAAACAAACACUUUUUUUGUACAGCUAUAGUUCAGAUUUGUUCAAUAUUUGUAGGUAAAGAUUUAUUGAAAAUGGUGAUAUAGACCUCAGAGCUGUUAUCUUAGUUUAAAAGAUUGUAUAUGUACUGUACUAUAGUAGGACUUUAUGUAUCUCAUACGCUGUGAUAUGUGGAUGGGGCCCCAGAUGGAAGGUAUGAAACUGGAUUCUCGAUUUUAGCAAAAAAAAAAAAAAAAAAAAAAAGAAAAAAGGCACAUAGUUAAAAAAGUUUCUCAUGUUGUGCAAUAUAAUCUAAAGUACAGACCAUCUGCAUAUUUUGUAGCAAAUGAUGGCAAAAGCAGACUUGUGCACUGUCAACAUCAUAGCCUGUUUUUUUUUUUUUUUUUUUUUUUUAAAUGCUGAAAGUCUGUAUCUUGACAAUUUUAAUAAAUCAGCUGGAACUGA